AUGUCAUCAGAGCUUGAAUUAUUAAGACAGCGCAUUAGCGAGCUUGAGAUUAAGAACACCAAGCUUGAGGCUGAGAAGGCUGAACUUUUAAAGCAGGUUAUGGAGAAAGAUGCUAAGCGUGAUGCUGAGAAUACUGAACUCAAAUCUAAAGUCGGGGAGCUUGAGGCCAGACUCUUGAUGUUGGAACAUGGGGUUACUGAAGCAACUGAACGGUUGGAGAACGAUAAGGAAACGAUGGCAGAGGUAUCAGCUGUUGAUGUACCCGACUCCGUAAUAGACCAGCAAAAUGAUACCAACACCGAGUCAAUGGAAGAGCUACCUGAGAUACCAGAUAAGGUAAUGGAUGAUUUUAUUCUUGAAGAAUCUAUCAACAUGCCUGAUUCAGUUAUAGCUGAUGGAUGUUUACCUGUAGUAAACUACGACCCCGCUCAGCCCAAACAGUGUAAGCCCCCACACAUCGAAGAGGUGACCACUAAAGUGAAUCCAGAUCAAGGGAGGUCGUUAGAGGAUAGGAAAACGGAUGUUUUCUUGGACGAGGUGCAUAAGAAAAAGGUUAGUGAUGAGAUUAGGCAGAGGAAGCGGGAGAAAAAGCUUGAAGAACAUAAUUUGUUACCAGAGGCAACUUCCCAGAAGAAAUCAGAUUCAGAGCAAACGGCUAUCAAUCGGAAGGGAUUGCAAAGUAGCCAGACCCCCUAUAAUCAAAUAGUAGAGCGAGACUUGAGGGAAGAACUAUCCUCUUACAGUAAAGGCAGUGGUGGUAAGAUUAAUAAGGCGUUCGAUAUUCGGAUUCCCGAUCUCUCUUUAGAGGCAGUUCUUACGGGGUCUAGUGAAGUUACGGCGCAAAAUAUAGUUGAUCUGUUUAGGAUAGCAAUCAAAGUUAGACAAAAGGAGAUUUUAUGCUGGUAUUGCUUCUAUAAAGCAUACGAAAAUCGAGUCAGGGAUAUCAAGUCCGUAAAAAAUAUCAAUGAGCAAUCGGCAAGGACAUUGGUAUACAGCGAGAUCAAAGCCCUUCUCCCCGAUAUUACUGAUGUAAACUUGCGCCAGAAAAAAUUUAGAGCUAAAAGAAUUUACUUGCUAUUUACAGGCAUAGGAAUAGAUAAAAUCCAAGUAGUUACUUCUAGCGCAAGUGCGGUUUCGGGUUUGUCUGAUAACCAGAUCGAGGGUAUUAUAAAUGAUUUUCCAAAAAAGGCUGAUGAGAUGGUCGGCGUUACAAAUUGUAACGCGCACGUGACUGAAUCUUCUGAGGUAAGCGUCCCAACCAUACCUAAUCUUUCAACCCAUGUCUCUAAUUCUUCUGAUAAUUCCAAGGAAGAGGCGUGGUUUGAUGAAGAUAUGUUUUUCAAUGAGGCGAAUCCCACUAAAGUGAACAUCACCACUUCAGACGAUGAUGACUCCAAUUCUAGCGAUUCUGAAGAAGAGAUACCGGAUGAUGAUGGAUAUGAUGGAUAUGGCGGAUAUAAUGUAUAUGGUGAGCGUGAUAGAGGUUGUUAUUAUCGUAACGGAAGAUAUGAAAGGAAAGUCUCACCAAUGAUGAGUCCCAUUAUCUCUCCGGUAACCGCCUAA
Rhizophagus irregularis DAOM 181602=DAOM 197198 is the source of this 1563-nucleotide messenger RNA. RefSeq lists its product as uncharacterized. NCBI's taxonomy places the organism in Eukaryota, Fungi, Glomeromycota, Glomeromycetes, Glomerales, Glomeraceae. The record is from RefSeq and is a predicted model, not a curated record.